Messenger RNA from Porites evermanni, 3308 nucleotides. NCBI's taxonomy places the organism in Eukaryota, Metazoa, Cnidaria, Anthozoa, Scleractinia, Poritidae. The record is from the annotation of a GenBank genome assembly.
AAGAGCCAAGUUUCCAAAACUUCUCGGCCUCCUAUUCGAUUCAUAACCAAAAUGUUUUCCAAACAACAGCGAUACGAAGGAAUCAAGAGGAAUUAUUGCCAAGCAGAUGUGGAGAGGUUGAGAGGCUCGCUAAAAAUCGAGCACACGCUAGCGAGGCGAGGCUCGAUAAAACUUUGGAACUACUUGACUCGUGGAGGAAACUCUUACAUCAACGCUUUGGGAGCGCUUACCGGUAAGACUGAUUGCGAUAAAUGAAUUCUGAUGCAGUAUCAGCAGUAAAUCUUAUUUUGACACAGGGUCCGAGUUUUCCACGUGAAAGACACUCUUUUCCCUAAUAUGGUGAAAGCUACUACAAGGCGCGCGAUUCGGUUGGGUUUUCCCGCGAAUCUCCAUAGCGUGCUCGAAAUUGACAAUUUAAAUGCCUUUGUUAAUUUCUGAUAUAUUUUUCGAAUUCAGCGGAUAAAAUUUGAGAAGAAAGGUAUUUUAAGUCUUAAAAGGCCACGUCAACCAAGCAAAAAUCGAAUGACGUGGAAAACUUCACGGUCAUUGAUUGAACUUUGGACCUAGAGGGCGAAAAGCCGCUUGAGACACAAAAUAUAACAUUUCAAUUUUCCACUUUAUUUCUUCAACGCAAUAUCUCUUAUUUUAAAACUGAAACCGCAAUCCAAAGGUCACCUUUACUAACGCUUUCGGCUCAAAAUUUUUAAUUUAAUUUUGUCAUGACACAGCAGAAACGCGCCUAUGAUAUAAGUGUGACUUGACUUGUUUCUCGCGUGUACGUUUCACUAAGUACAUUUUUUUCUAAAAUGUGGUAGUCUACAUAGAUUAGAUUUUUUUGGGUAAUGUAUAAUCUUCGGACUUGUUUGAAACAGGAGAUAGAAAAAUUAAUAAAUAAAUGCAAAAAAUAAUAAAUGGGAAGAUGAUCCAUUUGUUUUAUUGACAUUUUUCCCCUACUUAAUUUAUGAUUAAACAAAACUGUGAUUUCAGGCGGCCAGGCAGUGCAGAUGGCUAAAGCAGGUUUAAAAGCUAUUUACCUUAGUGGCUGGCAAGUUGCUGGUGAUAACAAUUUAGCUGCACAGACCUAUCCAGACCAGAGCUUGUACCCUUCUAAUUCAGCACCAAAACUGGUGGAACGCAUCAACAAUGCAUUCAUUAGGGCUGACCAGAUUGCGCAUAUGGAAGGAUCAGAGAGGCACAUUGAUUACUUUCUCCCUAUUGUUGCUGAUUGUGAAGCUGGAUUUGGGGGACCACUGAAUGCAUUUGAAUUAACAAAGUCUAUGGUAAUGAGGAUUUCUUCACCACUUACAGUCAAACCAAGUCAAGCGUACCCCCCAAGAUUCGAUCAGUGAAUUGAUUAUUUGAAAAAUGAAUCCGUUAGUCGUUCCCUUAACUCGUGUCAAAUUCAAAGCGGCAUUUCUGCAUGCGUAAUGAGUGAUGAAUAUUUUACGAGAACUUCUCUGUAUUUGGUCAGAUUGAAAAUCUUUGAAUGGAUUAAGCCUCUUAGAAGACAUUUACAUCAAUUUCAGGAAAAUGGAGCUGGUAGAAAUUUCAUAACUGCGUCGCGUGUGAAUUCACGGCUCAUUACACAUACAAGAAUGCAGAGAUCAAUCUGAAAUCUACACCUAGCAACGGAUUCAACUUUUGAAUAAUAAAUUCAUUAAUGGAUUCUUGGGGGGUACGCUUGACCUGGUUUGACUGUAAAUAUUCAUGUCACACUGAAAAUAUGUGCCAAAAGAUCUUGCCAAUAAUAAAUUAUGAUUGUUGGUGAAAAAAUACAUGAGGCCCUGGCUUUGUUCAAACGUUGGAUAGUGCUACCCACUGGAUAAGUAACCAUCCAGCAGAUAAGUAUUGGGAAAACCAAUAAUCCACUAAAUUGAGAUUUAUCUAGUUAAUAAUGUUAGUCCACAUCUUGAACAACUGGGCUGGCAUGAUGAGGUCCUCAUGGUGAAUCAUUAGAGUCAGCAUUAUUAAUGUAGCUGGGCAGUAAAAACGUUCAUCGUUUAGUGUGAAAUGAAGAUCUUUUUCGGGUCAUCUAGUCAUUAGGGUAGAUCCUGAAUAAUGAGCACUUAUUAUUAUUAAAUAAUGGAUUACAUCUUGGAUGUUUUAAUCUAAUGUAAACCAAAGACUUGCAAAGAUAAUAAAAAGCUACAAAGUAUGAUAAAAAAUAAUAUCAACUGCAACUUUAGAAACUUUGAAAGGAAAAUGAUCUUUCACAAUGCAUCACAGAUUCAUCAAUAACACAGAGAAUGCAACUUUAGUGUUGUGUUGCUUUUCAAAUAGUAGACUUACUAUUUUAUUUUUUCACUGAGAAAUCAAUAGCAUAGGUAAAAGUUCCAAUUUAUACUGUAGCAAAAAAAAGGUGACACGUUUUCAAGUGAAGGUUACUGUUUUAGAGUGGUUAUCAUUAUUUAAUUGAUAAUAAUAUAAAAUAUCAUUUAAGGUUUGAUUUUACUUGUUAAGGGAUUCACAAAAAUGUCUCAUGAAGUUUAUCUUGUCAACAGAUUGCGGCAGGAGCUUCAGCAGUGCACUUUGAAGACCAACUGGCAUCAGAAAAGAAGUGUGGUCACAUGGGUGGAAAGGUUCUGGUUCCCACUCAACAGUUCAUUAAGGUCUUAAAUGCUGCAAGACUUGCUGGCGAUGUUUUGGACAUUCCAAUCGUUAUUGUAGGACGCACAGAUGCCAACUCUGCUGCACUUGUGACAUCAGAUGUAGACCCUUAUGACAGACCAUUCCUGACAGGGGAGAGAACUCCUGAAGGGUUCUUCCGUGCCAAGACAGGGCUAGACCAAGCCAUAGCUCGUGGUCUUGCCUAUGCACCUUACUGUGAUUUGCUGUGGUGUGAAACAAGCAAGCCAAACUUAGAGGAAGCUCGAAGAUUUGCAGAGGCGAUUCAUGCUCGCUACCCUGGUAAAUUAUUGGCCUACAACUGUUCUCCCUCAUUCAACUGGAAAGCUAAUCUAAGCGAUGCUGAGGUUGCUCUGUUUCAAAGAGAACUAGGCAAAAUGGGUUAUAAAUUCCAGUUUGUCACUCUAGCCGGCUUUCACUCACUAAACCAUGCCAUGUUCAAGCUUGCACGAGAUUACAGGGACAAUGGCAUGUCUGCCUACACGAAGAUCCAAGAAGAUGAGUUUGCGCAAGCCAAAAAUGGUUUCACUGCUCACAAACAUCAGAGAGAGGUGGGCACAGGCUAUUUUGACCGCGUUUCCUUGGCAAUCAGUGGUGGAACAAGCUCGACUACAGCACUGAAGGGGUCCACAGAAGAAGAGCAGUUUACACAAAAAACAUCGUACGCAAUUUCCAAACUGUAA